This is a messenger RNA of Panthera uncia (snow leopard), 3828 nucleotides long. RefSeq lists its product as uncharacterized. The transcript is spliced from 10 exons. The coding region runs from base 287 to 1891 and encodes 534 amino acids. The record is from RefSeq and is a predicted model, not a curated record. Lineage: Eukaryota; Metazoa; Chordata; Mammalia; Carnivora; Felidae.
UUCAUGGAUUUGGCCUCCUGUGCUAUAGAUAAAAAGCUAAGAAGCCCCCUAUAGUUACCAAACAUCCAUAUGCACUGACUCUUUGCUUCUCUCUCCUAAGAAUAUGACUGCUGCCCUUGUCAGUCAAAUUCAGAAUGUGAAAGAAUUUUGAUAUUCUAGGAGCCUCUUAUUUGGCCCCCAAACAGCAUUAGCCUAUGCUUAGAAGCAAAUGACACAAGAGAACAGCUUGCAAAUAAUCGUGUUCUGACUCUGCCUUCCUCUUAAAAAGAAACAAGUUGCCUACAUUAUGCAGGAAUACAAUGAUGCCCUUCAGAGAGCUGAAAGAUUGUCUGUUGCACGAGAAAACUUCCUUCUGGGAAAAAACAAUCCUUCUAACUUAGUGACACAAGAAGACCUGACUGUUUACACAAAGUGGCUUGUGUGUCACCUACACUCGCUCAGGACUGUUCACCACUACCUACGGUCCCUCCAGUAUUUGCCCAUCUCCAAAGUGCUGAGUGUAGCUAUUGAUGAAUUUCCUGAGGCUUGUCAGGAGAAUGAAAAUGUAUGUGUUGAUGACAUCGACCCUAAUAUCCAGAGUUCUGGAUCUCUAGACCCUGUGGAUACCAGCAUUUCAGGGCUGACAAGAACAGAAGCUGCUUUCUCCCUGCCCCAACACAUGACUGAAAGAGAAGGACUGAAACCCCAGCUGAGGCUCCUGCUCUCCCAUUUUAAUAUCCCAUAUGACGUGGAAGAGCUAAGGGAUGCUACUAAGGAAAUGGAACUCUUUAACCUGGUUUCCCAAAAAUUUCAAAGCAUCUUUAUGGAGCAACAGAGAAUGCAAACAUUUCCAGACUAUGAUGCGAAGAUAGCUACUAUGGAGAAUUUGGGUUUGGCAGGACCUGGUAUGGCCUUGAAAAAGAAAGCUAACUGGAUUUCCUUUAUAAAGAUUAAGCCAAAAUGUGAUCCUUGGCAAAAGAAGAUGUUGACCAAACUAAAAGAACGGAAAAGAAUUGAUGCAUUAAUGCAACUCCAAGCAAAGUUUUUGAAGAUUUCCAGCCCUGAGCGAGUUAUGCAAGUGCUCCAAGACCACGCGGCGAAGACAGUCAUGCUGGCUCCAUCUCAUCCAGCUUUCGUGGCUUCCCAGAGUUUGCACCAGUGCAACUAUGACAGUAUCUGGGAGGACAUUUAUAACAACAUCAACCUGUACAAGAAUGAAAAUAUGAAGGAAGAUGACCUUGCGAUGGAACAAAACGCAAAUGACCCAGCACAAAUAAGUCUCUGCCAACAUGCUGAUAAGCCUGUCAAGCAGAAAAAAGAGAAAGGAUACAGCUAUGCAAUGGCCCUACAACGGCUCGGCUUGGACGAUGGGACUGGGCCCAGUGAUAGGGAUCCUGUCCUGACGAGGGGGACCUACUUGUCCUUUCUAUAUCUGCGCCACCUGCGAAUCAGGGAGCUGCAGCGCGUCUGUUUAGGAAUUCUGAACUAUUUCAGAUCUGUUGAACGAACGCUGACAAUCAACACUUCAGGCCUUACCAUGGUUGCAGGGAGUCUGGUCCCCACCAUAGAAGACAGUUCCCGGGUAAAUAUGGCAAAAGGAGGCUUGGGCAUCUUGCAAGGCCUGGGAGCUCACUGCUAUGUCCACGGGACAUCUGCUGAGCACAAGGUCCACAGCAUCCAGUUCAUGGAAUUCUCAGAAGUGGAGAACCAGGAUGACUACUACAGCAUAGACGCGGGUUACGUCUACACCCAGGACCAGCGAGGAGUGCAUGUCAUGUAUGAUGAAGCCUUGAGUGAUCUGAAGGAGCUGGAGGCAGAAAUGCUGCUUGUAGCCAGCCAUUACAUUGAGAAAGAGAAAGGUCAGAAGUCAGAUUUUAAAAAAUCAACCAGCCAAACAAAUAAUAAACACUAAGAGCUCUGUUUAACACCUUCCACCUGGAAACAUAAAUGCAUAUCCAAUAGUAUCUGAAAACUCAGUAAGUGCAUACACCUCCCCUACUUUAGAGAAGAUAUGGUUCUGCUUCUAGCUCAAGUCCCUCUUCUUGUUGGAGACUGUGACUACUCUUUCAAAGCGUGGUUAUAAUUCUGACUGUUGUUUAGACUCUGUUUGUUCCCCACCAGGUGAAGGGGGUGUCAUGCAGGGCCCCGAGGGAAGCAAAGUAAGGGAGUGAAGGUAAUAAUUCUUUUUUCCUAAGUGACAAAAAAGUGAUUGACCUUGGGGAAACAGCAGUUAGAAGCAGAGACACCCUGGAAUUCCUAACAAAAAUCCAGCAGGAUAAGCACCAAAAGGAGAAAUCAUUACUCAGGGUAAUCAAAUAACCUAUACUAUGGGUUCUCUUCUUCCUUCUGGCGUCACUCAAAUGUAUGCAAUUCUAGAAAUAGGUGAGGAAAGAAGAAUCCUUUUGGAAUAAUAUGAUGACAUUAGCAUUAUAUUUGGAAAGAGCUUAGAGUUUCUAGACAUAUUGCAACACCUAAAAGGAAAUUUAGCAAGGGUUUGUGCUAUUUUGUAAUAUAUGUGGUUGGUAAUUAAGAAUAAUUCAUUUUGGGGCGCCUGGGUGGCUCAGUCAGUUAAGCGUCCAACUCUUGGUUUCUGCUCAGGUCAUGAUCUCACAGUUCAUGAGUUCAAGCCCCAUGUUGGGCUCUGCAUUGCCGGUGUGAACCUGCUUGGGAUUCUCUCUCUCUCUCCUUCUUUCUACUCCUCCCUCUCUCUCUCUCUCUCUCAAAAUAAAUAAACUUAAAAAAAAGAAUUUUAAUAUUGAUAUAAAAUACUGCUCAAAGAAUGUUUGACAACUAACCUUUCAGAGCCUGACAGAAUUAACUUAACAUUGGAUUGAACUCUGCCCUCUUUGUUACAGACCAUGGGUGUCUGAAUCAUGGGAUGCAGUGAUGGCAUCCAACAUUCUAGGGCAUUUAAUUUCAACUUUUAGCUUUUAUCUUUACUGGUUAUUCUACAUACUGAUGGCAUCAUUUUUAUUGAUAUUAAUUUAUAACACUGUACAACUGUUUCAAGCUGCUAAGAAUUUAAUUUGAUUGAAACAGUCAGCAGUUAUUUAGCCACAUGAACAAGACCAUCUUUCAACUGAGCUAGUGAAUAUGUAGUCAUCCAUCGUGGAAUGAUUUCCCAACCUCUGCUGAAGAAAUUCCUGAUCAAAGUCUUUUUCUUGUUCAGUACCCAUCAUAUACAUGAUAAUUAUUGAACUCAAAGUUCAGCACCUGAAACUCUCUUACUUUUUGAUAUUUCAGUCUGAAAUAGACCACUCAAAAAUUGAAAGCAAUACUCAUGCUGGUAUUGAAAAAUUAGCAUUAAUAUAGUGGGAAAAUAUUUUAGCUGAAUAUAAUGACAAUGAUUACUUACCUUUAUUGAUUUAAGUUAGGAAUUAACAUAAUUAAGGAAUAUCUUAGAAACUUCUCUGAGAAGUUUUUACUUGGCUAAUUUCACUUGGAAGAGCGGGGUUAACCUGGGUUUGUGGUUAAACCACCAGGGACCUAUUUUUAGAGAAGGUGAAAUGUAUGUUUUGCCUUUAAAUUACAGGUUUGAGGAUAUUUUCGUGAAGAUUUCAUAUUAACUGAAUUUUGGUUGUAUUUCUAAAAUUAGCCUUUAAGACUAAAAUUAAAAAGUGGAAACAAAAACCUCUAUUGACUUAGAAGUCAACAAGUGUGAACUUAGGUCCUAGUCUUGGCCAAUGGCUCUCCAGCUGAUUCUUAGGAACCCCUGUGACUGACUCAGUGUUUUCAUUCCUGAGAUGGAGCUGACAGUUCAAGGGCUGCUUUUCAAAUGAGAAUAGCUCCGUGGAAAGGCCUGUCUCUGGUCAUUCUCAUCCCCCUUCUCUCCCAGGUCACAAAGAGGGC